Molecule: messenger RNA, 2129 nt
Organism: Cinclus cinclus
Lineage: Eukaryota; Metazoa; Chordata; Aves; Passeriformes; Cinclidae
Gene: KLHL36
Product: kelch like family member 36
Exons: 6
Coding region: 86-1933 (615 amino acids)
Molecular function (GO): cullin family protein binding
Source: RefSeq, a predicted model, not a curated record
CCGGCGGAGCCGCGGGGCCGGGGGCCGGGCGGGGCGCACGGGAGGUAGCGCAGAGCGGAGCAGAAGUGCUGCGGAUCGGGCGGACAUGGAGGGAACCCGGCAGAGCAGGAUCUGCCGCCCGCACAAGAUAAGUGAAUCCUCGAAGGUGUACAGGUGGGAUGACCACUCCAGUCUAGUUCUGCAGAGCCUGAACGAGCAGAGGCACCGAGGCCUCUUCUGUGACAUCGUGCUGGUGGUGGACGAGCAGAGAGUCCCAGCCCACCGGAACCUCCUGGCCGUGUGCAGUGACUACUUCAACUCCAUGUUCACCAUCGGCAUGAGGGAGGCCCACCAGAAGGAGGUGGAGCUUUUCGGAGCCUCCUACAUCGGUCUCAAGGCCGUGGUGGAUUUCCUGUACGGCAGCGAGCUGUCUCUGGACGGAGGCAACAUCGACUACGUGCUGGAGACAGCUCACCUGCUGCAGAUCUGGAAGGUGGUGGACUUCUGCUGCGAGUACCUGGAGAACGAAGUCAGCGAGGAGAAUUACCUGUACCUGCAGGAGCUGGCCUCCAUCUACAACCUGAAGCGCCUUGACUCCUACAUCGACUCCUUCAUCCUGCAGAACUUCGGCACGCUGUCCUUCACCCCGGACUUCCUGCAGAACAUUUCCUUGCAGAAGCUGUGCCAGUACCUGGACAGCAGCGACGUGCAGCAGGAGUGUGAGCACGACCUGCUGCAGGCUGCCCUGCAGUGGCUCACGCAGUACCCGGAGCGGGAGAACGAGGCUUACCAGGUGCUGGACAACAUCCACUUCCCCCUGAUCCCCAAGAGCGACCUCCUGCACCGAGUGAAGCCUGCGGUGUGCUCGCUGCUGCCCAAGGAAGCCAACUGCGAGGGUUUCAUCGAGGAGGCAGUGAACUACCACAACAGUGUGACAGCACAGCCCGUGCUGCAGACCAAGCGCACGGCCCUGCGCACCUGCGAGGAGCGGCUGCUCUUCGUGGGCGGGGAGGUGUCGGAGCGCUGCCUGGAGCUCUGUGAUGACACCUGCUUCCUGGACACCAGGAAGGGACAGUGGGUGGCAGAAACCCCUCUGCCAGCCCGGAGGAGUCACCACUGUGUCGCGGUCUUGGGAGGCUUCAUCUUCAUAGCCGGGGGCAGCUUUUCCCGGGACAAUGGAGGGGAUGCGGCAUCAAAUCUCCUAUAUAGGUAUGAUCCCCGCUGUAACCAGUGGAUAAAGGUUGCCUCCAUGAGACAACGGCGAGUAGAUUUCUACCUGGGAGCCAUCACUGACAUGCUGGUGGCUGUUGGUGGCAGGAAUGAAAAUGGGGCCCUGUCUUCUGUUGAGACCUACAGCCCUCAGAAGGACUCCUGGAGCUACAUAGCAGGACUGCCCAGGUUUACCUACGGCCACGCUGGCACGGUCUACAAGGAAUUCGUGUACAUUUCGGGAGGCCACGAUUACCAGAUCGGCCCCUACAGAAAGAACCUGCUGUGCUACGAUCACCGCACGGACGUGUGGGAGGAGAAGAGGCCCAUGAUCACUGCCAGGGGCUGGCACAGCAUGUGCACCCUGCAGGACAGCAUCUACUCCAUCGGCGGCAGCGACGACAACAUCGAGACCAUGGCUCGGUUUGACAUCCUCAGCGUGGAGUCCUACAGCCCCCAGUGCAACCAGUGGACCAGAGUGGCCCCUCUGCUACAAGCCAACAGCGAGUCGGGGGUGGCAGUUUGGGAAGGCAAGAUUUACAUCCUCGGAGGUUACAGCUGGGAGGAAGCUGUCUUCUCCAAAACAGUCCAGGUCUACGAUAAGGAGAAAAAUAAGUGGUGCAAAGGAACGGACUUGCCCAAAGCGAUUGCCGGAGUGUCCGCUUGUGUCUGCGCCCUGAAACCCAAAACAGAGGACAAAAAGAAAAAGAUAAAAACAAAAAAACAUCAGGAUCGAGGAAGAUGACCACUCCUGGAUAGCCACCCUUGGAUGGUGGACUCCACAGGGACCUUGUAUUUAGACAUUUCUAUCUAACCUUUAUUCUUUUUCUUUUUAAACAGGGUGGGGAGGGCAUCUUCUGAAGCCUCAGAAAAUGCGCACUUGAAUGUGGUUUUUGGAUUAAACUCACGUUUAAGAAGCUGCUGCUCUGUGCUCGUGACCC